AUGAUUCAUUUAAACAAAACAAAAUAUUAUGAAUUAAAUAUUCAAAUGAACAAAAAUUUAAUUUGGAAAAAAUGUUUUAUUUGGACAUUACGUUUAUUAACAUUAAUUAUUUUAUAUACAAUGAUUUGUAUGAUCGCUUUUAUUGAAUUUCAUAGUGAUCAUCGACCAAUGAAUGAAACAUUUUCAAUGAUUGAUUUUGGUUUCAAAAUAACACAAAAACUUCAUGAUUAUUUAGAAAAUCAUCAAAUUCUUCAUCAUUGGUUGGCUUUUCUUAAUACAAUUGGUGUUGAUUUUCUUUUAAUAUAUACAAUAUUUGUUAUUGGAUAUUGGCAACGACGACCAGGUAUUGUUAUUGUAGAAGCAUUUAUAUUUCUUUUUCGACUUCUUUGUGGAUUAUUAACACAAUUACCUUAUUCAAAUGAAUAUCUUUCAAGUGAACAUGAUUUUCCUGAUUGUUUAACAAAUCAAUUAGGUCAUUCAACAAAAUUUCUUAAUCAACGAGAACAUUCAAGUUUCUUCGNUAUCAUUGAUGAACAUCAAAUGAUACACUUCAUUGUUUUCCCCAUAAAAUAUCAAAAAGAUAUUUAA
Adineta ricciae is the source of this 588-nucleotide messenger RNA. NCBI's taxonomy places the organism in Eukaryota, Metazoa, Rotifera, Eurotatoria, Adinetida, Adinetidae. The record is from the annotation of a GenBank genome assembly.